UCUAAUUUCUCUCUCUCUUUUUUUUUCCACACAGACCUAGCCACAGUCAGGAAUCAGGGAUGAAAAAUUUCACAGCAAUAACAACAUUCAUCCUAGUGGGACUUACAGAUGACCCAAAUCUACAGAUUCUGCUUUUCAUCUUUUUGUUUCUAACCUACCUGUUGAGUGUUGUUGGGAACCUGACCAUCAUCACUCUCACCUUGGUAGAUUCCCAUCUCAAAACACCCAUGUAUUUUUUCCUCCAGAAUUUCUCCAUCUUGGAAGUGUCCCUCACAACAGUCUGCAUUCCCAGAUUCCUCUACACAAUGGCAUCAGGGGACAAUACUGUUACCUACAAUGCAUGCACCACUCAAUUAUUUUUUGUUAUCGUGCUGGGUGUGACCGAGUUUUUUCUCCUGAGUGCCAUGUCCUAUGACCGCUACGUGGCCAUCGGCAAACUGCAUUACACCACCAUCAUGUGCAGCACAGCCUGCAUCAGGUUCCUUCUUGGCUGCUACGUGAUUGCUCUGAUCAUCGUUCUCCCGCCCUAUAUAAUGGGCUUGGACCUCGAGUUUUGUGACUCGAAUGUCAUCGAUCACUUUGGCUGUGAUGCUGCUCCCAUCCUGAAGAUUACUUGCUCAGACACAGCCUUCAUAGAGCGAUUUGUCUUGGUCCUGGCUGUGCUGACCCUCCUGUUCACCUUGGUGUGUGUAAUUCUGUCCUACACCUACAUCAUCAGGACCAUUCUCAGAUUUCCUUCUGCCCAGCAAAGGAAAAAGGCUUUUUCUACCUGUUCUUCCCAUGUAAUUGUGGUUUCUAUCACUUAUGGAAGCUGCAUUUUCAUCUAUAUCAAACCACACGCAAAAGAAGGGGUUGCCAUGAAUAAGAUGGUGUCAGUACUGACAACGUCAGUUGCCCCUGUAAUGAAUCCCUUCAUUUAUACUCUGAGGAACAAGCAAGUGGUACAAGCUUUCAAAGAUCAAAAGCAUUGCAGCUGUGGCAAAGAACUAAAGGACUACUGAGUUCAGAAUGACACAUUGUAAAUAAAUUCCCUAGCUCUAUUUUAUUUUUCGCUCUUGGUAUGUUAGUCAUGGUUUUAUAUAUCACAACCCCAUUCUGUUACAUUUAGUGCCUACUAUUAGUACAUGUAUUAAUAAUCCUUUUUUGCUCAAUCUAGUCCCAGAAAUACAUGGCCAAAGCUUUGCUGUAAAUAUUUAAAACAAUAUGCCUAUUACUAGUUAUAGAACCAGGAAUUGUAAGCAGCAUCAUUUACCAUUAUAUUGCUGCUCAGCUAUUCCUCUUUUACUGGCUGGUAUGUCCUGAUUUGAGUCCCAAAUCUCCCAGGAACAUCAGGGAUGAUGGUUUCAUGGGUGUGUGUAUAUGUCCAAACUCAUCAAAUUGUAUACCUUAAAUCCAUACAUUUUUGUAUAUCAAUUAUACUUUAAUAAAGCUGCUUUUUUAAGGAAAAUUAUUUUUGAAGUCAAAUGCACAGAUUUAUUUCAUUCUAGAUGUGUUUUGUGUUUCCUUCUAGGAUGCUUUCUGUCAUUCACCUGCUUGCUGGCCACUUUGAUAUUGAUGACUGUAUUUCUAGAAAACAUAGUGUGGUGAUUAACCGUAACACCUCAAUGCAUUCUCCUUAAUAGACAAACCUGAACCUAAAAAAAUGUGAAGAGAAAAAUCAUAAAGUUUCUAGAUGAAAAUUAGCAGAGUAUUUCCAUGAUCUUGGAAUGAAGAAUAUUUCUUAAACUAAAAACAGAAAGCAUUAAUCAUUAAUCAAAAAAAGACUGGGAAAUUGAACUGCUUUACAAUUAGGAAGGUUCUUUUCACCAAGAAACAUUAGAGAGUUCCCAUUGUGGUUCAGUGGGUUAAGGACCCAACGUUGUCUCUGUAAGGAUGAGGGUUCAAUCCCUGGCCUCUCUCAGUGGAUUACAGAUUUGCCCUUGCUGCUGCACAGAUUGCAGAUUCAGCUCAGAUUUGAUGUUGCUAUGGUUGUGGCAUAGGCCUUCUGCUGCAGCUCUGAUUGGACCCUUGGCCCAGGAAUUUCCAUAUGCCACAGGAGCUGCUGUAAAAAGAAAAGAAGAGAAAAGAAAUGAGAAAAGAAAAGGAAGGAAAAGAAAGAGUAGAGUGAAAAACAGAUAUAUAUGAAUCUAGAAGAGCUAAAGAUAAAGGCUGGAGUAUAAAUUUUCCCUAGUUUUUUUAUGUUUACUAUAAAAGGCCAUAGAUUUUUUUUAUGUUUCCUAUAAAAGGCUAUAGAUUUUUUUUAUGUUUCCUAUAAAAGGCCAAGACUCUUCACCUGUCUUAAGAACUGGGUUUAUAGCCAUUUAUCUGGUUAAUUGCUCUGGUCCAAAAAGGUAAUAAUUUUUUGAUUAUCUCCCCUAGAGAGUCAGAUGUUACAGCCAAAAGCAAGGUCCCAAGAUUGGUCCCAAGGUGCCAUGAAAACUAGGACUGUCUCCCUAAUUAUUCACAAACCAAGGAAGAAUGAAACUCAGGAACUUGGAAACAUCUCUACAUUGUAAAAUCUAAGACUUGCAUGGGUCUACCUCUUGGAGAUAUUUUAUUUACCUCCCAAGUGCCUGAAGGAAAGAGAAGACCCUUUCUGGAAGGGAGAGGACAGUUGCCUCCUUUCCCCUUAUAAGAAAAGAAUCAUUUUUCCUCAUCCUUUGCCGAUGGAUGUACGGCUCCUCACACAGGAUGUCUGGCUUGGCUGUCAUCAUGUUGCCCAGUGAUAAGACCUAAGGUGAGGGGAUCCAAUAUAUUUUUUAUUUAUUGAGAGGUAAUUAAUAAGUCAUCUGUCUCUGAUCUAGAGAACUCCAUGGGUAUAUUCAGGAUAAAAAUGAAUAAAGAUAAAUAUUAAACACCCAACAAUAGAAUAGUAUUAGAGUUUUAAUACCAUAGUUUCAAUUUAAAGUUAGUGUAUUUUGUAUCAAUGACAUAUCUAUAUACCAAAACAAACCAGUAGAAUAUGAAACUGCAAAAGAGAUACCAUUUAAAAAUGAACUAGUUAUGAAUAAAUAUACACAAGAUUUCUUGGAGAAAAAUAUAAAUUUUUAUUUGGAGAUUUUUUGGCCAUGCCCAUGACAUGCGGAAG
Messenger RNA from Sus scrofa (pig), 3067 nucleotides. RefSeq names its product olfactory receptor 6C2-like. The record is from RefSeq and is a predicted model, not a curated record. Gene Ontology annotation, cellular component: membrane. Gene Ontology annotation, molecular function: G protein-coupled receptor activity; olfactory receptor activity. Gene Ontology annotation, biological process: G protein-coupled receptor signaling pathway. NCBI's taxonomy places the organism in Eukaryota, Metazoa, Chordata, Mammalia, Artiodactyla, Suidae.